GGGAAAGGUGUACGUGUCUCUGAUGCAGCAUCACAAUAGUGCGUGCGUGUGUGUGUGUGCGUAUUUUCCUAAUUCGGAACCGCCAUCCAGGCAAUCCAGGAGCAGUUUUCCUGCUACUUUUGCUGCCCCUUUUUUCCCCACACCAGUCGGACCACUUGGCUUCCGGACGCUUCGCUUUCCUCAGUGGGUGAUACGCAGAAGCCAGCUAGGGAGUUGGCAAGCCCGAAACGACGGUCAUUAUCGUUGGAGCUAGUGCGCGUUUGCCGUAGUGGCCAGUGUCGUUCGUGCGUGAAUUCAAACGACAAGUUUGCUGCGCCGGGUGAAUUGUCUGUUCUGCAUCGUGAACGCCGAUCCGGAGAGAAAACGUUAACAUCGGACCCGGUACACUUGUUCCCGUUUGAUCCGGCGUUUUUUUUUUUUUGCACCUCGGUGUGAGCGCGCUGUUCCAGAGGGUCCACCAGCUUUUCGGUCAGCCUUCCUUCGGUCCCACGGCCCUCGUUCCUUUGCUUCAUUUCCCAGUCUCCCGUAGUAGUUAACCGGGUGUGUUUAGCGUACAAAUUCCUGUACUAUAUACACACAUACACACACACACAUACAACCACGCAUUAUCGUUGUACAGUUUUAGGUGCAGCGAAAAUAACAACACAAAAAAGCAACAUGGCUACCAGUGUACAUUUAGUGUUAUUUCUGUAUCUAAUGGUCGUCUGCAUGUUCUACAACCCAACGAACAGUGGAGCCGUUCAGCUAAACAGUGAGAAUAUCGAUAUGACACUCGCGUCUAACGAACUGGUUUUGAUCAAUUUCUAUGCCGACUGGUGUAGAUUUAGUAAUAUACUGCAGCCAAUCUUCGACGAGGCAGCGGAAAAGGUGCAAGCAGCAUUCCCCGAGCCGGGAAAGGUAGUGAUGGGUAAGGUGGAUUGUGACCGUGAAUCAGCGGUCUCGUCACGCUUCCACAUCACCAAAUACCCCACGCUGAAGGUGUUGCGCAAUGGGCAGCCGACCAAGCGGGAGUAUCGUGGGGCGCGCACGGUAGAAGCGUUUACCGAGUUCAUACGGAAGCAGCUGGAAGACCCGAUCCGGGAGUUCCAGAACAUCAAGGACCUGGAACAGCUCGACUCGAAGAAGCGCAUCGUGGUGGGUUACUUCGACCGCCGGGACAUGCCCGAGUACAACACGUUCCGGCGGGUCGCCACCAAUCUGAAGGAGGACUGUCAGUUCCACGUUGGCUUCGGAGACGUAGUGCAGGCAUUGCAUCCUCCAGGUCACCCGAUCAUUGUGUUCCGACCGGAUGUGGCCAUGUCGAACGAAAACGAUGAGACGUACAUGGGCGAUUUGAAGAGCUUCGACGAGCUCAACAUCUGGGUGCAGGAAAAGUGCGUACCGUUGGUGCGCGAAAUCACGUUCGAAAACGCGGAAGAGUUGACCGAGGAAGGGCUGCCGUUCCUAAUUCUGUUUUACGCGCCGGGCGAUCUGGAAUCGAUCAAGGACUACAAAGCUAUCGUACAGCUGGAUCUCAUCACCGAGAAACAAAAUGUGAAUUUCCUUACCGCUGACGGCAAACGGUUUGCGCAUCCGCUGCAUCAUCUCGGCAAAACCCAGGCGGACCUGCCACUGAUCGCGAUCGACUCCUUCCGCCACAUGUACUUAUUCCCGAACUUUAAGGAUAUCUAUGUACCCGGUAAAUUAAAGCAAUUCCUAAACGAUCUCUACAGUGGUAAACUGCACCGUGAGUUCCACUACGGCCCCGAAAAGGAUACUGCAGCUGAUACGAACGCGAUCGAUGAUGGCAAGAAGCCGACGACGCCACCCGAAUCCACAUUCAAAAAGCUAGGACCGUCGAAGAAUCGGUACACUUUGCUACGUGAUGAGCUGUAAGGUUGUUGCAAUGCUACAAAGUAGACCGCGCCACUAAGCGAAGUGUGGCGAUGUGUGUGCGUGUGUGCGUGUGUGUGUGUGUGUGGGUGUCUGUACGUGUGUGAGUGUGUGGUUUAACCGUGGGCGGGACAUUACCAUUCGUUUCACGGGCGCGUUUCCGAUCGCUCCAGUUUCCUGCGCUUCCACACACAUAAAGCUGUUGGAGGCACAGGAGGAAUUUUUAGCAAAGCAAAGAGUAAGGAGUAGAUAAAAAGUGUAGACAGACAGUGGAGAGCGAAGGGCAGUAUGUUUUCCAUGGACCAUAACGUGUACAGGAUGUGUCUGCUGAUCUAUGAACGCUUGCACGAUGCGGCUCGCACCUUUCUAAAGGUACAGAUUAACCAGAACAAAUUCCAAAAUGUUUGCUAUUCAAGAGAUGCUUGCGAAAAAAACGAAACAAAUGCAUUGGUUUGUUUAUUCGCCCAUAUACUUGGGUACGUACGGCAGAAUCGUAAGUCAAUGCAGAUUUAGCAGGCGUUUAGUUAGCAAAAGCAACCAACUUUACUCGGUGCGGUUGCAGGGUAUGUUUUGAAAUAUGUAUAUGAUUUGCACUCUAAUACCGUUGGGGUCGUUCAGUAACCAGCAACACACGAUGCUUAACCCAAAAUAGUCAAUAGCGUACCGCGUGGUAAGAUGUUUCUAAAAGUUAAAUUUUCUGCUAGUUUUUGUGUUGUUUUCCUCUGCAUCCGAGCCCGACGACGUGCUGUUAGGAAGGAAAUAAACAAAGCAAAGCUAACAGUGUGCGCUCGUGACGAUACAUAUUCCCAAAAGACAUGCUCAAGACGUGCAGCUGGCGCAUGAACCUGUCAGCUUUAGCGAGGAGGCAUUCUAACGCGCUCGUAAUCGAAACAGAAAGAGCGCAAAAAUAAUAGUUGAUGAUUUUAAUUUGUUUACACGUUUUUCCGUUUUGUUUUUCCUUCUCACACCGUAGUAAGUCCCGUACGUUAUAGUCGAGGUAGAAAAAUUUACAGUUGAAUUGAAUGUGUUUUAUUUAGUCCUUGUUUUUUUUAUGGUUGACUGCUCCAAAAACGAAACAGGCCGCAACCGUACACCAUCUAUGGCAUUAUUGAGCUUUACUCCGAAUCGCCCAAACUAGAUGCACUUUUCGUUGCCGAAUGAAACAUAUUUUCAACCACUAUUGCCAACGUUUAUCAAAAAUUAAUCAUCCCAAACCUAUUGCUACCGCGCAGCAGCAGCAGCUACGCUUGAACUGAUUCGGAAGAAGAAGAAAACAAAAAGCUAAGAGGUUGUUGAGCGGAUUAAAUUGAAUCUAAAACUACAAGGCAGGGCAGCGUACAGUCUUUUUCGUAAGGCCAUUAGCAAAAACCCUAUCAAUAAAUAAGACAAUUAAGCAAACAA
Messenger RNA from Anopheles stephensi (Asian malaria mosquito), 3273 nucleotides. It is a transcript of the gene ERp44, whose product is annotated as endoplasmic reticulum resident protein 44. The record is from RefSeq and is a predicted model, not a curated record. The transcript is spliced from 7 exons. NCBI's taxonomy places the organism in Eukaryota, Metazoa, Arthropoda, Insecta, Diptera, Culicidae. The coding region runs from base 658 to 1875 and encodes 405 amino acids.